AAUCUCAACACAACAAACAACAUCCUCAUCGUCAUCAAUCAAACAACCAAACCCUCAACAAUGGCUACCAGUCUGGUCCGUCGAUCUCUUUCUAGGGUUCACUCUUCACCCGCAACAAAACUCUUCAUCUCCCGAUCACACGCAUCGGAGCCCCAAACCACCCAAUCCACACCAGUAGCCCAAACAACACCUUCUCUCAAAACAUUUCAAAUCUACAGAUGGAACCCCGACAGCCCGACCAAACCGGAGCUCAAAUCCUACGAAAUCAACCUCAACGAGUGCGGUCCAAUGGUCCUAGACGCACUUAUCAAAAUCAAAAACGAGGUUGACCCAACCUUAACGUUCCGCAGGUCCUGUCGUGAGGGGAUCUGCGGGUCGUGUGCAAUGAACAUUGACGGGUGUAACGGGCUCGCUUGUUUGACGAAGAUACCGGCGAAUAAUGACACAAUGAUUACGCCUUUGCCACAUAUGUUUGUGAUUAAGGAUUUGGUUGUGGAUAUGACGAAUUUUUAUAACCAGUAUAAGAGUAUUGAGCCGUGGUUGAAGCGGAAGAGUCCUGCAACGGAUGGGAAGGAGGUUUUGCAGAGUAAGAAGGAUCGGGCGAAGCUGGAUGGGAUGUAUGAGUGUAUUUUGUGUUCUUGUUGUAGUACUUCUUGCCCCAGUUAUUGGUGGAACCCUGAGAGUUAUCUUGGCCCUGCUGCGCUUCUUCAUGCGAAUCGGUGGAUCAUGGACAGUCGUGAUGAAUAUACAAAAGAGCGUCUAGAUGCUGUAAAUGAUGAAUUCAAGUUGUAUCGCUGCCAUACAAUCUUGAAUUGUGCUCGUGCCUGCCCUAAGGGGCUGAACCCCGGGAAGCAAAUCCAGAACAUCAAGAGCCUUCAGGCAUAAGUGUUCUCUUUUUUUAUUUUAUUUUGGUUUAAUUUUACAGGGAAAUGAUGAGUGUCAUCCCUAUUUCAUUCUGGGAUUAUGUUAGAACAUCUUUAUAAGCUAAAUAAUUGGUAAACAUGGUUGUAUCAUUGCCAAUACUUGUGUUAUUAUGAUCAGAAACCUUGAAUAACGUCAUUUGUUAUAUUUUGUUGUGA
Helianthus annuus (common sunflower) is the source of this 1079-nucleotide messenger RNA. Its product is annotated as succinate dehydrogenase [ubiquinone] iron-sulfur subunit 2, mitochondrial. Gene Ontology annotation, cellular component: mitochondrion. Gene Ontology annotation, biological process: respiratory electron transport chain; aerobic respiration; tricarboxylic acid cycle. Gene Ontology annotation, molecular function: electron transfer activity; 2 iron, 2 sulfur cluster binding. The record is from RefSeq and is a predicted model, not a curated record. Lineage: Eukaryota; Viridiplantae; Streptophyta; Magnoliopsida; Asterales; Asteraceae. The transcript has 2 exons. Bases 61 to 885 code for a protein of 274 amino acids.